Molecule: messenger RNA, 387 nt
Organism: Colletotrichum destructivum
Lineage: Eukaryota; Fungi; Ascomycota; Sordariomycetes; Glomerellales; Glomerellaceae
Exons: 1
Coding region: 1-387 (128 amino acids)
Source: RefSeq, a predicted model, not a curated record
AUGGAGCUCAGUUGUGGCACCUAUGAGCAGUCGGCCUGGCACUAUCCGAUCGAGUGCACGAGGGCUCGCGAGGCAUUCUUCCUAGGCUUUGCAGAGAAGGUUGUGCCAUAUGUAAGAAUGACCAAAACCCUCGUUAUAGACGGAGCCCGCUCAGUCGGCGCCAUGGUCGACAUCCUGGAGGCUGGCUGGAGUGCGUCAGCAGUUGCGUCAAGCGCUUUUUUGACGAACAGGAUUCUGGUCUCAGAGACAUGUUGUCAGGAGCACAGGUGCGACGGAUGGGCCGCAAUGCGGAGCCCUUUCAGUCAUUCAGACAAGAAGUCAGUAAGCCUGUUCAAAGACGUGGUUGCGCGCACUGCUCAAGUAACUGAGAGUAAGGGACGACUGUAA